UUUUGAUGAAUCAUUUGAUGUUUUUCUAUACGCGCGAGGCAAUCAGCUAGUCGUGUAUUGACCUAAAAUCUUUUGUGUUUUCCAAUAUUGAAACAGAUCCACUCAGAAUUACUCGAAAAAUAACGGUUGAUUCGUGCUAGCGCGAAGGACGACUAAGCAAAAAUUCCAAUUGGAAAAACCGAAGGUUAUUUUUGCUCUCUGGAAAUUUUCCAAACAACAUACACUUUCACAUCAUAUAAAUACUUGUGCCAGUCACGAUCUUCCCAGUCCAUUCUGCGAAAGCGAUGGCAGCCGUUCAAGACACAACACCUCAAGUUGACGCUCUUUUAGGAAGUCUGUUUGGGAGUGGUCAACCGAUAGGACAGCAGCUACAGCAAACACAGACCAUUCUACAAACACUGAAGAAUGAAGAUUCACAGAAUUCGUCACCAUUUGCAAAUGGUGGUUGGGAUGCGAUAGGGAAGUUGAUUGAACAGGCAGUGCACCCCGUGGAAGCGUCGUAUCACUUUUAUCAGCUAAAUGAAAGGCUAAACGACGCAGAGGGGAUGCUUCGUGACCUGUCGGCAGCGUCGGAAAAAUCAGCCGAGGAUGCACGAAAAUGGUGUGAAGAGUACCUACAAAAUGAUACUUUCUGCACAAAGCUGAAAAACUACUUUCUGCCGUGGAAAAAACAAGAAGUUGAACAACAAGUGAAAUCUUGGGAGAAAGCCCUGAAAAAAGAUUCUCUCAAGACAAUUGACGACAUGAAAAAUGGAAUCCGAGAAGCUCGCUGUAACUAUAUUUACCGAAAGAUUCAGUUCGAUACAGCCGUGUGUGUCCUUUCUGUCGCUGCUUCAGUGUACAAGAUGUAUACUGACGUGACCACAGUGAGGGCAUAUAAGGAGGAGUUGAAAAGCAUCGACGCUGAAUUGAGCAGCAUAGAGGAAGACAUAAGCAAUCUAGGCAACAGCAUAAACACUAUUGUCAUGGAAAUAACACAGAAUAAACCUCUGUCGGAACCUCUUCCCAUAAUUGCUUGGAGGGCCUCCGAUAUCCGUCGCCGCGCCCUGGCUUGCAUUGGCAAGCUCACGGAACAGCAAAAACAGCUGACCGGGAAAAGAAAUGCUCAUGCAGUGGAAGCAGGAAGAAAUAUUACCAUGAGCGUAUUGAAGGGCUUUGAAGCUGCAAUGACAGGUGACUUCGUAUCCCCCGCCAUGAAUGUGGUCAACUUCGCCAUCCCGGCAGUUUACGGCGCUGCAGGUGUCGGUCACUUGGGAGUGGCUGCCUACUGCCACAGCGUGUUAGUGGAGGUGGAAGCGAGGCUAAGAAAAGGAGAGGAACUACAAAUAAAGCUAGAUAAGAAGUUAAAAGAUCUUGAGGAGUGGAU
Messenger RNA from Lingula anatina, 1366 nucleotides. RefSeq lists its product as uncharacterized. NCBI's taxonomy places the organism in Eukaryota, Metazoa, Brachiopoda, Lingulata, Lingulida, Lingulidae. The record is from RefSeq and is a predicted model, not a curated record.